Molecule: messenger RNA, 336 nt
Organism: Hyaloscypha bicolor E
Lineage: Eukaryota; Fungi; Ascomycota; Leotiomycetes; Helotiales; Hyaloscyphaceae
Product: putative thioredoxin
Exons: 3
Coding region: 1-336 (111 amino acids)
Molecular function (GO): protein-disulfide reductase activity
Source: RefSeq, a predicted model, not a curated record
AUGGGUGUCCACAAUCUUUCUAGCAAAGCAGAGUUCCAGUCCGCUCUUAAGGACAACAAGAUCGUCGUUCUCGAUGCCUUUGCAACCUGGUGCGGUCCUUGCAAGGUCAUCGCCCCGAAAGUCGUAGAGUUCUCCGAUCAAUUCCCCGCCGCCCAUUUCGUCAAGCUCGAUGUCGAUGAGGUCCCGGACGUCGCGCAGGAGCUCGGCAUCCGCGCCAUGCCCACCUUCCUAAUCUUCAAGAACGAGGAUAAGGUCCAGGAGAUCGUCGGUGCGAAUCCCAAGGCGCUGUUGGCGGCUAUUGAGAGCGCGGUCAAGGAGGAUGAGGCUAAGGAAUAG